This is a messenger RNA of Mobula hypostoma (lesser devil ray), 4136 nucleotides long. Its product is annotated as tumor necrosis factor receptor superfamily member 9-like. The coding region runs from base 1268 to 2194 and encodes 308 amino acids. Gene Ontology annotation, biological process: regulation of cell population proliferation. The transcript has 7 exons. The record is from RefSeq and is a predicted model, not a curated record. Gene Ontology annotation, molecular function: protein binding; signaling receptor activity. NCBI's taxonomy places the organism in Eukaryota, Metazoa, Chordata, Chondrichthyes, Myliobatiformes, Myliobatidae.
UAUGUAAGGAGCCACAGUUUUAAGUAGAAUUAAGGGGCCGACCAUAAAUAUCAACUUUUUCAAAAAGUGCAGAAUAUUUGGAGAGUGAACAUUUUAAUCAAUUUUUCGUAUUUCCAGCUAAGUUGAUGCUCAAAGUUGCACUUUAGCAAUGACGGAAGAGAAGAACAAAGAUAUUCGCUGCUCUUCUCCUUCACAACUUUGAUUUUGUGUGUGUCAAAUGAUGAAAGAUGUCCAAUCAAUUUAAAGAAAGAAAUCAGGAAAUAUUUUCCCAUGCAGAAGGAAAUGGAAAUCUAUAAUUCUUCCUCGGAAGUACUGAUUGAUUUUAUUUUCAUCUCCCUUAGCGAGUCGGUGAUUUGUAGAAAUCUAUGGAGAGUUGAUGGGAAUGGGUAGCUGUGAAUAGGUUACAUGGACAUUUGGUGAGGGAACAGGACUGUUCCGUGACUUUCUGGGUUCACUGCCUUUCUUCCGCAUCGCAUGUGGAAUUGUUUGGAGAAAGAAAUAGCUAUUGCAUUCUUGGAAGAACGGUAGCGUUGUGGUUAGCACGCAUUACAACACCAGCGAGGUGGGUUCGUAUCCCGUCACUGCCUGUAAGGGGUUCGUACAUUCUCCCCGAGACUGCGUGGGUUUCCUCCGCGUGCUUCUGUUUCCUCCCACGGUCCAACGUACUGUCCUACUAACCAUACGAACUGGUUAGUCGGUUAUUUGGACAUUGUAAUUGUCCCGUGAUUAGGCUAGGAUUAAAUCGGGGAAUUACAGAAGGGCCUCUUCCACGCUGCAUCUCAAUAAAUAAAAGAUAAGUACGUGCAGGCACCGGGUCGUGGGAUACUCACCAGGUAAUGUAUCUGACUGCGGGUGGCCACAGAUAUUCAUCCUAACUAUUCCAUCUACUUUUCAUGUAUAUCCCACGGCCUUGAGCCAAUCUCUUGUCCGGGAGCCGGACAGUCUCAUUUGUGCAGAGGAGGAGGAACGCAGCACUGGAUUCUCGCAACUGCGCUGGACCAGAUUACAGGAACGUACGAAAUCUACGCCCACUAUCCUCGGGGGUCCCUGAAUUUUAACAUUAAAUAUCUCUCACUUGGCAUCAUCGAGAGUUUACUGGAAAUGCCAGGUCUAACUGGAGGGGAGUUCCGCGGAACAGCGUGAACCCGAAAACCCGGGGAAGAGUGUCGCGCUGAGAGAGGCCUGAGAGAAACGCCCCCCUCCCUUGGUCACUCGUGCGGGGUGGGCGGGGUGGAGCCUGCUGUGGCUGGGUUGUGGGGGCGAGCUCAUGUGCAGUCAUUGUAACGAGGGGAAUUUCCCCCCCCCUUAUAUACGUCACGCCCGAUUAAACACGGGGAGGGGAUCAGUUUUUUACUCAGUCUGGUCUGUGGUGCCUUCAGGUAGGAUGGAGAUGGGACCUUGGGUGGUUCUGUUCGCCGUGCUGACAACUGUGUUCGCUCAGAGCAGCUGCCCUGCAGGCAAAUUUCGGAAUAUUCACACUGGCCAGUGCACAUUUUGCCCAGCAACGACGUACACAGAACGCGAGAACAACAAGACCCAGUGCAACAGGUGUCGCAUGUGUACAAGAGGUGAAUUUGAAAUCAUAUAUCCCUGCAUAGCGACCGCCAACACCAUCUGUCAAUGUAAACAGGGUUUCACGUGUACAAGGAGUGAUUGUAAAUCUUGCAAGGCCCAAAGGAAGUGUAAGAAAGGACAGGAGGUAACACAAAAAGGUGAUUCAUUUAAGGACACGCAGUGUAAGGACUGUGAGAACGGCAGGUACUCUGAUACAGAGAAUGGCGUCUGCAAACCCUGGACAGACUGUUCAGCAAAAGGACUCCAGGUAGUGCGGAAUGGGUCCAGGACGGAGGACGUAGUGUGCGGGUCUCUCCCUACAGUGGCAACAACCAGCCAAGGAUGGGGCAACCACAGAACUCUGAUGCCACCGGACCGUCCGAGGAGCCAAGACAACAAGAAUGAUGGGAUAAUUGCAGUUAUCGCCAUUGUAUUGCUGCCAUGCGUCUUCAUUCCAUUCAUGCUGUUCGUGAUGGUACAGUCCAAGAAAAAGCAGAAACCUGACCAACUGGUUGUGAAAAACUUCGAGGAUUUUCCAUUAUCCUUUAAGGACAACGACGUGUGCAGCUGUCACUCUCCAGAAGAGGAGACGGGAGACUGGCAGCUCCGGCAAGAGACCACUCCCAAACCUCCGGAGUGACCCCGCCAACAUCCUGAAGCAGGAUCAGGGACUUUGAAAUGAUUGGGGUAGCAUUAUUCAACACAAUAACGAAACACAAGGUCAACAACCUUCAGUCUGCAUUUCACUCUCAACUUGCAACUUCCCAGAAAGAACUGGUUCAAAAUACUUUGCAGAUUCAAAUUGCUAUGGACAAUAACUCCGUGGAAUUGAAAUUAAUAUCCUACACAGUCAUGGAUGACUCCUCCACCCCCCCCGUCCCUCAAUUUUUGUCCGUUCCUAAGAUUAUAUUGCUUAAAAUGAUUCUUAUGAAAGAUGUGCUCUAAAAUAUGUUUCUUUCUCUGUGAUCCAGUCUGAUGGUGCACCGUGAAGUAACAGAUACAGAACAUUCAGAAGAAUCAGGGAAAGAUGAGAAUAUUUUACUUGCCCUGUUCUGAUUGAUAGCAAACUGCUGGAGAAGGUGUUGAUACAGAUUUGGCAUUAACUUCCUGUAAUGCGAUUACAUCAGUAUUUGAGGUUAACUUGCAGGCGGAGUCAGAGGUGGGGAAGGCAAAUGCAAUGUUAGCAUUCAUUCUGAGAGGACUAGAGUAUAAAAGCAAAGAUGUAAAGCUGAGGCUUUAUAAGUCAUUGGUCAGACCACAUUUGGGAGUACUAUGACCUGAUUUGGGCCCUCACUUAAGUAAAGAUGAGCUGGCAUUGGAGGGGGUUCACGAGAACGAUCCCUGGAAUGAAAGGGUUAACGUAUGAGGAAUGCAAACACAAGGAAAUCUGCAGAUGCUGGAAUUUCAAGCCACACACAUAAAAAUGCUGGUGAACGCAGCAGGCCAGGCAGCAUCUCUAGGAAGAGGUACAGUGGACGUUUCAGACCGAGACCCUUCGUCAGGACUAACUGAAGGAAGAGAUAGUAAGAGAUUUGAAAGUGGGAGGGGGAGGGGAGAUCCAAAAUGAGGAACGUUUGAUGGUUCUGGGCCUGUAUUCACUGGAGUUCAGAAGAAUGACGGGGGCGGGGGAAAAUCCCAUUGAAACCUAUCAAAUAGUGAUAUGCCUAGAUGGAGCGAAUUUGGAGAGAAUGCUUGUAAUAGUGAGGGUGGUGGUGGGGGGGGGGGUUUGAAUGGCAUUAAUUCUACUCCUGUGUCUUGUGGUCUUAUGCCUUCUGGUAUUUUCAAGGGAGAAUUUUCCAGAGUUGUGGUUCCAGGAGUGGAAAUAAUUAAAGAGUUGGUUCAGGAGGUUGGCUGAAGGAAGGAAUGGAUAAGGUUGAGAAAGUGGGUGUCAGAUGAUAAGGCGGGGGGGGUACAGCAGCCUGAUGAAACCAACAUGAUAUAAGAAGCAUUAAUAGAAUGAUACGGUUUUCCCCAGGGUGGCAAAGACUGAUGCCAGAGGACAUACUUUUGAGGUGAAUUGAGGAAGGUUUCAGGGAGAUGCCAGAGAUGUGUUUUUUUUAAUAUACAGUAAGUACUAAAUGCCUGGAGUGCACUGGACUACACUGCGUGAGUGCUGAUAGAGGCUGACACAUUGGGGAUAUUAAAGAGACUUUUAGGUAGGCACAUAGAAGAUAGAAACAUGAGUGCUGUGGGGUAUGUAGGAGGGAGGGUUAGAUUAAUCAUGGAGUAGAUUUAUAUUGGUCAGCCCCUUGUGGGCUGAAGUGCCUCAGCUGCUCUGUGUUGUAGCAGAGAAAAGUGAGGCUCUUGCUAUUUAAGAUGAAGCUCUAACAUCCUGCCUUACAUCAUUCAAACUGUCUGUUGUGUUGAGGCUGGUAUUCUGGAGGUGGGAGAGAGAGAGAGUGGGUCCUUGACUGCAGGAAAGAUUCAGUCAAUACAGGAAAAGGGAGUGUUGGGGAGAGACAGAUCAUUAGGAUGUGGGAGUGGAGUCUGCUGUGGAGUGGAGAAAGAUAACUUUGAUCACUCUGUCUACUUUUUAAAUUUUAUUUUAAAAAUAGAUUUUAUUCAUAAUAAAAUAAUAUAUA